UGAAAAGCAGUCUGUUCAAGUAAGUCACGCGUGAAAGUGAAUUUAAUUCUUAAAAUGUCCGAAAAAAUGUCUUAUGUUUGCGAAGACUUUGAUACUAAAGUAAUACACGCUGGCCAGCAAUUCGAUCAAUGGAAGCAUAGAGAAGUAGUUCCAUCUAUUGUACCAUCGGUUACAUUUUUCCGAAUUGAUCCAACAACCAUAGAUGGAUAUUCGUACAGUAGAUUUGGAAAUCCAACUCGUGAUGCAUUGCAACAAUGUUUGGCUGAAUUAGACAACGGAAAACAUGGUUUGGUGUUUCCAUCAGGUUCCGCCGCCACCCAUGCUGUAUUUUCCUUACUCAAAUCUGGUGACCAUAUUGUUUCGUGUUUUGAACAAUUCGGUGGAACGCGUCAGAUUAUGCUGGAUUACGCUGAAAAAGUGGGAAUCGAAAUCGAUUUUGUCGAUGUAACUGAGUUAAGACACCUUCAGAAUGCAAUCAAACCGAAUACAACGUUGAUUUGGUUAGAAACACCGUCGAACCCUUUAUCAAAAAUUACUGACCUUCAAGCCGCAGUCAAAGUAGCUCGUUCGCAUAUGGACUCCAACAUAAUUAUUGUUGUAGACAACACUUUAUUGACGCCAUACUGUCAAAGACCUUUGGAAAUGGGUGUGGAUAUAGUUAUGUAUUCUCUAACGAAAUACAUGAAUGGACACAAUGACGUUUUGGGUGGAGCUCUAAUUGUUAACGAUGACGAACUUCAUAAAAAUUUACUUCAUUUUCAAACGUUUUACGGUUCAGCACUGUCCCCGUUUGAUUGUUUCUUAGUGAAUCGUGGUCUUAAAACAUUGUCACUUCGAAUGGAGCGACAUUUCCAAAAUGCUUUAGCCGUAGCCCAUUAUUUGGAGACACAUUCAAAAGUCGUGAAAGUUUAUCAUCCUGGACUUCGAUCGCAUCCACAUUAUGAACUUGCGAAAAGACAAUGUUCGGGAAAUAGCUCUAUGAUAACCAUUGAAUUGAAGGGUACACCAGAACAAACUAUAGAAUUCGUCAAAAAUCUUAAAAUUUUUCUGUCUUGCGGCAGCGUCGGAAGCUAUGCCAGUUUUGUAAAUAUUCCAAUUUAUGUAAGCCAUUAUGGUCUCCCUCAAGAGACACUCAAUGAACUUGGAAUUUUGGAUACACAUAUUCGUUUGAUACCUGGACUCGAAAGUAUCAACGACCUCAUCAACGACUUGAAGCAAGCUUUUGAAACGACAUUCAGGCAAACAAAUGCUUAAAAUUUGCAUUUCUCUGGUAUAUUAAAAUAUUUCUAUAUUUAGAAAAACUAGAGUUUUGUGGCGAAUCUUUCUGAACUGAAGUGUUAUUCAUUGAAAUGGCCAAAAAUAUAAGUACAGUGUUAUGAUACAGUUAUUUUCGUUUUAUUU
Messenger RNA from Contarinia nasturtii (swede midge), 1401 nucleotides. Its product is annotated as putative cystathionine gamma-lyase 2. Bases 55 to 1254 code for a protein of 399 amino acids. Gene Ontology annotation, biological process: transsulfuration. Gene Ontology annotation, cellular component: cytoplasm. NCBI's taxonomy places the organism in Eukaryota, Metazoa, Arthropoda, Insecta, Diptera, Cecidomyiidae. The record is from RefSeq and is a predicted model, not a curated record. The transcript has 5 exons. Gene Ontology annotation, molecular function: pyridoxal phosphate binding; cystathionine gamma-lyase activity.